Molecule: messenger RNA, 3318 nt
Organism: Aedes albopictus (Asian tiger mosquito)
Lineage: Eukaryota; Metazoa; Arthropoda; Insecta; Diptera; Culicidae
Product: alpha-protein kinase 1
Exons: 3
Coding region: 435-2441 (668 amino acids)
Source: RefSeq, a predicted model, not a curated record
ACGGUUUUGAGACACCGAUUUUCUCGCGCUUGUUGGCGGCCGCGAUCGGCUGAAGAUCAGUCUGGUAACGACAUCCGACGCGAGUGGACGCGACAAAACUUCCCGGGAGUUUAGUGGCGAUUCGUGCUGAGCCUAGUGGUUUUUUGGACCGUUUUUUUUAUUUGGGACCUUACAGCGAGAAGACCUCUUCGUGCGGUGUGGUCUAGGUGUGGCGAUUGGAAUUCGCUGGAAGAUUUACUACUGUUGGUGCUGCCGUUGUGCCCUUAGCAGAGAGUUCGGGAAGCAUCAUUGUGACAGAGUGUGUGGCCCUUGAGUGCAGUGUUUAACGAGGUGAAGCAAGAAGCUAAUUGAAAAACAAAAGUGAACAAUUUGGAAGAGCACGAUCCGUUCCAUCUGACACGGUGUAAUUACCUGGCUGGGAAAAGUGUCUCGUGAUGCUGUGGAUGGCUCACGGAAAGAUGAAACUCGUUUGCAUUUUUGCGCUUCUAUUGGCGCUGGUGUCGGCUAGUUCAACCACUAGCGACGAAUCCAAAGACGUCGAAGCGGAUGUGAAACGAAUACGGAUAGAUCCGGCCUUGCGGAAGGCACUGCUGCGUGCCCUGCGACACCUCAAGGAACGCCAGGAGGAGAGCGAAAGCGAGAGCGAACAACAGUACGACUCGAACACCACCGAGGAAAACUUCGCCACCACCAUUCUGGACGAGAUCCUCGAGGAAAGUACAACGCGCGAUCGCAACACCAACAUCAAGUAUCACACGUUCACGGCCGAUUCGGACAACAGCUCGAACGGUGAAAACGAAAUCAUCAAGACGAUCAUCAUUAGCAAACCCAAAACGACUCUGUCUCCACCGAAGGAAGAUCCCCUGACCAUCCCGGAUCCAAUCAAGGAUCUGGAUAACGACUUGAAUACGAACCAGGUUGCUCGCAGCGUUUCAUCCGGAUCGAGCAAUCAACUCCAGAACGACGAGAAGGUUUCGAUCGUCACGGCCUUGCCUAGCAGUAGUACGACUCAAGAAACGGCUUCUGCCCCAACCACUACCACUGCUCCACCGACUACGACAAUCAAGCUCCCGACUCACAACUCCGACGGCGAAAACAUCGAACGAGUCAAAAGCGAAGACGUCAAGAUCUACCAGGCUCCUCUAGUGGCUGCCUUCACUGUACAGCAAGACCAACUGGGCAUCCCUCACAAUGUGAUCCCCCUGCUACAGGCUCCCCCUAAGAAAGUUCCCGUAGACUUCCGACCAUCAACUCCAAUUGCUCCAACCACCAAUUCAGCAACUCAAGUCCCCUCAGCGCCCAACCCCACGCAACCCACAGCUACCGUUGCCCCGAUCCCUCUGAACACCAAAUCACUCGAAGAAAAAACUCGCCUUCUUGAGCAACAGCUCAUCACUCUGCAGACGCAACAGCGCAUCCAAGAGCAGCUGCUGCGAUCGAAGAUCCUCCAAGAGCAACAGAUCAUCCUGCAACAACAGCAGCAACUUCAACAUCAACGUGCCCGCCUCGAGGAAGAAACACGACUACGAUUGCAAAAGUUCGAAGAGGAACAGCGUCUCUUCCGCCAACAGCAACAACAACUCCAGCAACAGCAACAACAGCUCAAGUUCCAACAGCAACAGCAGCAACAACUUUUCAAACCAUUCCCCAACCAACAACUUCCCAGCAACCUCCCACCACCACAGUUCCAGCAACUUCAGCACCAACCACAACAACUUCAGCAACCUCAGCAAUUGCAGUCACAACAACAGUCCAAGCCCGCCAUCAUUCCUCUGCAACCUCUGCAACCCCAACAACCCCAGUUCUUCCAAGAGCUCCCUCGUCAAACCCCGGCCGUCCAGUUCAUCCCCAGCGUGUCCUUACCCAGCAAAACCAUCCCCAUCUCCGUGGAACAACAGCUUCCGUUCAAGGAAGCCGUCAACUUCCAAUCGAUCCUCCCUCGAAACCCCGACAUCGAACAAAUCAAAUCCCUCAGCCAACCUCUCCAGCAGUUCCCCAUCAUCCCGCCUUCGCCUCCCCAACUCUCCAAACAGCAGCUCCUCCCCCUGAAACCGUUCCAAUCCUUCAACGUGAACCCAGUGCAGGCCCCGCUCAACAUCCAAGGCCCUCUACCUAUCGACCAGCAGCUUCCUCACCUCCAGCGCACCCGCGUCUUCCGCCACGAAACCGGAACCGGCAACUUCGGCUUCAACCAGCAACCCAACGUCCCGUUCCGUCCCUCCCAACCGAUCCCACUCACCGGCUUCCAGCCACUGCGCAGCGACAACCAGCUCCAGAACCUCCUGGUCCAGUCCGGUAUCACGUCCCGUUCGGCCGAAGAUUUCAACAUCAUCACCAAGGUGCUGGCCCUGAACCACGGAAUCCCCCAGUCCUCCUCCCAGCAGAUGUUCGCCAAGCUCAGCCCCGAACAGCAACAACAGCUACUGUUCCGAAAAAAGUAGGCCAUGCUUCCGCCCCCUCUCUUUUCCUCUCCUCCCAUCCCGCCACCCCUAACACAACACACGCAUGCGAAUGAGUUCCCGAGAUGAGUGACACCGCCCGAGUGAACGACGGAUGAGUGAAUGCGAGAGUCGCCAGUGACCUAGUCUGCCAUAUUUAUUGUGUGAGCGAGUGGAGAGCGCGUUUCUUAGCACACAGCAACAACCCCACACGACCUCAGUUUCACGUUAGCCGCAGCUGCUUUCCCUACCACCCGCUCUUCUAACCCAGAUCCCCCAUUUCACUCAUUUGUCCUGCCCUAUCAUCUCUAUCUUAUUCACCCAAGUAAGUUAUUUCUUAGAUACAGAGAAAGAGUAAGUUUAACGUUGAACCAUUCGUCAUUGAAAUCAUUGCCAUCAUCAAGAAUUUAAAAGCAGUUUUCUUGUUCAAAACAAAAGAUUUUGCCAUGAAAAUGUAUUCACUGCAUUCCACAUGAGGAAUGGAAUACAGUGAAUAUAUUUUCGUGGUCAUUGUUUUGAUUUACAGUGAAAAAACUGCUUUUCGUUUUCCGAAAAAUGAUGACGAAUGCUUGAGCCUUAACAUAGCAGCGCGAUAUCGAUCGGCGGGAAGUUCAUCCAAUAAGUAAGUUUAACGUUCCACCACCACCAACCACCAACCCUCCAUUGCAACUCAAUGUAACACGUCUAGAUAAUCUAACACUUCACAAAUCAACACAAAUGACCAUACGAACGAAUAGACGGAUUUAAAACGAGAGAGAGAGUUAUAGAAAUGCCACGAUUGGCGUUUGGAACGGUGCGAUGACGGCGCGGUGGGUCGUAUAUAGAAUUUUCCCAGUAAGGUUUACUAAUAAUUUAUCGAAAAUAAAUGACACACUUUUUU